AUAUGUGAUGGAGGAAUUACAGGUUGUAAAGUUGAAGGCAAGGGCAAAAAUGGGGUCUGCAACUUUUAUCGAGGUUCUACUCUCAAUAUUUCUGCCUCCGCUCGGAGUUUUUCUCAGAUAUGGCUGUGCAGUGGAGUUUUGGAUAGAUUUAUUGCUCACAUUUUUGGGUUUCAUUCCGGGAAUUAUAUAUGCUCUCUAUGUUCUUGUGUGAAUUUUUUUAACUAUACACAGAGAAAUAAGGCUCCUUGAUUAUGGUGACCAGGGGGGAAAUGCCCAAUUUUGCCCAUUCAUUUUGGGAAUUGCUUUUGGUUUCGGGUCAUGAAUUGAAAUUUAUUGUUAUGUAUUGAAUUUAUUGUAGAUCUGACAUUUCAUCUGUAAUUUAAUCUUAGAAGAUCCGACUUGAUCAUGGAUAUGAAAUGUAUUGGGUUUUUUCUUAUUUAUA
This is a messenger RNA of Cryptomeria japonica (Japanese cedar), 442 nucleotides long. RefSeq names its product low temperature-induced protein lt101.2. The transcript has 2 exons. Gene Ontology annotation, cellular component: membrane. The coding region runs from base 8 to 211 and encodes 67 amino acids. Lineage: Eukaryota; Viridiplantae; Streptophyta; Pinopsida; Cupressales; Cupressaceae. The record is from RefSeq and is a predicted model, not a curated record.